Molecule: messenger RNA, 4067 nt
Organism: Sphaeramia orbicularis (orbiculate cardinalfish)
Lineage: Eukaryota; Metazoa; Chordata; Actinopteri; Kurtiformes; Apogonidae
Gene: tmem62
Product: transmembrane protein 62
Exons: 14
Coding region: 174-2153 (659 amino acids)
Molecular function (GO): hydrolase activity
Source: RefSeq, a predicted model, not a curated record
AAUGGCAGAGUGGGACGUCACUUUCUCCACUCCGCUCUCAUCUGACGGUGACGUUGUCCGCUCCAACCGGUCGCAGAGUGCUGUGCUGGUAGCUGCUAGCUAACCUGCCGAGCUACCUCCUCCUCCGCCUCUGAAGCCCGCUGAACGGAGCCGUGAAUGAACCCCGCAUCUCAAUGCAUCUCCUGUGGCCGCGAUGGCAGCGACACAAACGGAGGAUGCUGAAGCUCUUCGGUGCUCUGGUUAUCCUCGGACUGGCCCUGGCGUGCAUCACCUCCUGGGUGCUGGACAGCUAUGACACGGCUUGGCAUCCCAAACGGAGCGUCCAGCACCCGGCAGGCGGAGAUGGAGGUGGACCCAGGGGAAGUUCUCCACCAUAUCCCGGCGGCGAGUUGAACAAUAUAUUCUGGUUUAUACAGGUUUCUGACAUUCACAUCAGCCGAUUUCAUGAUCCCAGGCGUAUUCCAGAUUUUGAAAAGUUCUGCAGUGACACAGUUGAAGUGAUCAAACCAGCUCUUGUGCUCGCAACAGGAGAUCUGACAGAUGCUAAAACAGAGAGUAAGGUGGGUUCCCUGCAGCACGAGGUGGAAUGGCAGGCCUACCACAACGUCCUGAAAAGGUCGCGGGUGAUGGAGCGCACAAGGUGGAUUGACAUUCGUGGAAAUCAUGAUGCCUUCAAUAUAAUGUCACUGGACAGCGUCAACAAUUAUUACCGGAAAUACUCUGCUAAUCAGAAAGUAGGCUCUUUCCACUAUGUGCACAAAACUCCCUUUGGCAAUUACUCCUUCGUCUGUGCAGAUGCAACGCUAACACCAGGACCCAAGAGGCCGUACAACUUCUUUGGAAUUCUCAACCAGACUCAGAUGGACCUGCUGGACACGUUCAGAGCUGAGAGUCUGAAAAGUAACCAGUCCAUCUGGUUCGGCCACUACACCACCUCCACUGUGGUCUCACCUUCUCCAGGAGUUCGGGAGAUGAUGAGAUCUGCUGUUGCAUAUCUGUGCGGCCACCUGCACACACUGGGGGGUCUAAUGCCCGUCCUUCACAGCCGUCACCCACAGGGCACCCUGGAGCUGGAGUUGGGCGACUGGAUGGACAACCGCAGGUACAGAGUUCUGGCGUUUGACCAUGACUUGCUGAGUUUCUCUGACCUAUCAUUCGAGCAGUGGCCUGCCGUGCUCAUCACAAACCCCAAGGAUGCCCAAUACCUGCAUCCAGGAGUGGAGCCGCUGGAUCGGAUCCAGAGAUCAACACACAUCAGGAUCUUGGCCUUCUCAGAGUCUCCCAUUACAGCGGUGCAUGUGAGCAUCGAUGGAGACCCUGUUGGACGGGGACACUCUGCUGGGGGCCCCCUAUUUGUGCUUCUGUGGGAUCCGUCUCUCUACCUCACGGGGCUGCACACCAUCAGAGUUAAAGUGGAGGACUCGGCAGGCCGGUCAACAGUGCGUGAGCAGCACUUUACUCUGGAGAACAACUUGACUCCCAGCUUUGGCUUUGUGCAGUCCUUCAUCCUCCUCACAGACCACUACAUUCUGGGCCGAGUGGCCUUUAUCUGUACAAUGCUGCUGAAUGUCGGUGUGCUGAUGGCCUUUAGGUUUCUCCAUAUUUCCUCUGGGAGAGGGCUGCUCUCUCAGGCGUGUAUGUCUCUCCAUUUGGUCAGCAAAAUAAACACCUUUUACUACUCUCUGCUGCUGUUCAACCUGUGUACAGCUUUAGGCCCCUGGUUUAUAGGAGAGAUGAUUGAUGGCCACAGUGGCGCCUGCUUCGCCUUUGGGGUGAUCAUUGAUGGACACUUCCUAGAAGGCAGCCUCACCUAUGUGGUUGGAGUCGUGCAACUGCUCUUCUUCAACAUGCCCCUCACCUGUUACCUCUGCUGGAGCCUGCACCACCGUUGCCGCGGCAACACCUUCCGAUCCCACUUCCUGCGGCCGGGCUGCCGCUGGCGAACUCUGGGCGUUCACAUGUUCAUGCUGCUGCUGCUUACCUGGCAGGCCCACUCCUGUUAUUUUCUGCUGGAGACCUACGGCCCCAUGGCCUUCCUCUUGUCUCCGGUUCGCACAUGGGCGCUGGGCUUCAGCCUGCUAUUGGUCUACCGCGCCUGGACGGGCCCCGCCCCUCUCGUCCGUGACAACAGCAAGACCAACACUCCCUCUUGACAGUAAUUGCACUGUAACACCACAAUCUCCCCGAGCCUGACUCACAGAUAUAUUUUGCUGUCUCUAUCCACCCUGAAAGCCUCAACCCCCCCCACAGCAGCCCCCUCCUUUGUUUCUCUUCCUUUCAAAGCCACUUCACAGUACAUCACUCACUAUCCUGUUUCUAGAUAGUAUUGUUUACUUAAUAUGCAUGUUAUUGUAAAACAUCAGUGAGCACAUUUCUGGCCAUAUUUAUAGCAAUGUAUACAGUGUAUAAAAAAAUCCAAACCUUGGAUACAUUGAGGGUCAAAUCGCCCGUUUCAGCUAUGUUAGGACUAGUCCAGUCUAUGCUGCAGUUGACAGUAUAGAACUGCUGUAUUCUGCUGUGGUUUUAAGCUGACUCAUUGACUUGAGCUUUAGCACUUUUUGGAAGUGUUGCCUUGGCCAAACGCCACUUCACCACUGCCAAAGGAUGAAUAAGAAAGAUUUCUCCUUUUAUUCUUCCCUCUGACAACCAUUUUCAUUCACUAAUGAUGGCUGGACGUGCCAAACCAGACCACAUGUUUACCUUCUGACAACUAAGGUGUGCGUCUCAUUCAUAUCAGAGCUUUCCUCAUUUUUUUUUCUGGUUGGCAUAAGGGUAUGUUCAGACUACGAAAGGGGCACAAAUCAGAUUAUAUUGUUCAUAUGAAACUCAGAUCUGGGUUUUUUGUGAAAGGGAGAACAGCACAAAUCACUCAAUAUCUCUUUUUAUUUUUAUUUAAUUUUACUUGUCGUCCUAAAUUUGAAUCGGAUUUUUUGUUUCCGUGUGAGUUUCAUGUCCCUAUAGAUGAGUGUUUGUCCCUGCUCUGCACUGGCAGGAGUUACUCUGUGAAUACAAACAUGGAAGCCAGCUGCAGUGGAAGUAGACAGUGAGGACACAGUGAGCGCUAGGGCUGGACUGUAUACUAGUGUGGCCCGCUGGAGUCACUCUGCUGGAAUAAGGCUGAUUAUUUCUGUCCCUCUCCUUCCCUCUAUCUGUGUGGAACUGUAUUGAAAGUCCCUGUUGCUACUUGAAAGUGCAACAACCUCUAAGCUACAACUAUCCGCUGAAAAUGCCAAGUUUUGACAAAGACACAUGUCUUUUUAUGCGCCCUUUCUUUUUGUAGAGAUUUUGUCAUUCUGGCACUAUCACACACUUCUUUAUGCACAUUCCACCGAAAGGACUGCUUUCCCAAAUUCACUAGCAUGGUAACAUCCUGCGCUCAGCUCUGUGCAGAUAAAUUACUUUCACCCCUUUUCCAGAAUGUUGAUGGAGAGUGUCAGACAUAUCAGCAGCACUGGAACAGAGCAAAUGAGAUAAGUUUAGGUAUCUGAGAUUAGCAACGUAGCUGAAAAAUUGACUAAAAAAGUUGUGGUGUAAGAAGACUAAGAGUGAUUUAAGAGGAUCUGUUUGCAGAGACAAAUAUAUCAAUUCCUGUGUUUUUAUUAAGUUACAAUGAGCUUUUAUAUCUACACACACCAUCCAAUAGCUUCAAAUAUACAUUUCAGAGGGGGUAGCAUCCUUGGUUGAGUGUCAUUCCUGUCACUUACUAAGCCUGGGUGUCGACCAGAGUUUAUACCCCCUAAACUGAAGAGGCCAGAAUGUGAAGGAACACUGAGUCUUUAUGCCAUAGAUAAGAGUGUAGUGGAGGGUAUUCACUUAACUGCAGUCUGCACCGCUGAGUGUCACUAAAUAUCACACACUAAACCUGAAAGCUGUUUAAAAACAUGAACAUAAUUCAUUGAAUUAAUCUGAUAUACUGUCCAGCUCUUUUAGAAGUCUUAGGUAUUUAGGAUGGCAGGUCAACUUAGCAGUGAAAGUGUAAAUGCUGGAGUUCUCGUUCAGGUCUUUACAAUAAUGUGCUGUGUGUGAUGUCUUUGCGAAGGUGUGGAAUCUGAUUUUGACCUCAUUUU